Nothobranchius furzeri (turquoise killifish) is the source of this 1610-nucleotide messenger RNA. RefSeq names its product family with sequence similarity 98 member B (gene tslig3b). The record is from RefSeq and is a predicted model, not a curated record. NCBI's taxonomy places the organism in Eukaryota, Metazoa, Chordata, Actinopteri, Cyprinodontiformes, Nothobranchiidae. Gene Ontology annotation, cellular component: tRNA-splicing ligase complex.
AUGCACCAAACCGGAACACCGAAGACGAACAGUUUCCGCUGUAAAUGAAUGCGUGCAGGGUCUCAUUAUGUUGACGCACAUGUCACCAUCGUGUUUUUGUAAUAAAAAAUAAAAAAUCGUGACGAUGGAGUGUGUUAUUUUGGAUUCUUUAGGGCAACUUGGCUACGACGGCCCGCUGUCGGAGGAGAAGGCGCUGCUCAAAGCCUCAGAAGGAGGUCUUUCUUCGCCGGAGUUUGUGGAUCUCUGCAGGUGGUUGACGUCCAGAUUAAAACCUCUGUGUGAUCUAGAGGAGAGCAUUACCUCAGGACCAGAUGACCUCAGCAGCCUCCAGGUUGAGGUGAGCGGCUUACUGAGGGAGCUGCACUGUCCUCAUGAAGAAGCUGUUUCGGGGAUUCUUCAGGGCAGCACAGGAAAUAGAAAAGACCAUCUCAAGUUAGUCUUGUUUCUAAGCUCUGAGCUUCAGGCGGCUCAGAUCGUUGGGAGCAGGCGAGCUCAUGAAAAACACCAGGAGAGUUCGGUUUGUCAAGAGCUUUCAUCAAUAUGUGAAACACUGAAGCUACAAGAGCCCAGACAGCAGGAGGCUGCAGAGGUUUUCUCUCAAAUACAAAACAAGGUUGAGAAACUCCUUAAAGAUCUUCCCAACGCAUCCGCUGGAAAGCCGGUGUUGAAGAAAUCUCCCAGCAGUGAACAUUGGGAGAAGUUGCGCAACAUCAACAAAGUCCUGUCAUCAGAGUACGAGUGUCGCCGCAGGAUGCUGAUCAAACGUCUGGACGUCACCGUUCAGUCGUUCGGGUGGUCGGACCGAGCCAAGGUGAGAGUGGACAGUAUGGCGAGAGUCUACCAGCCUAAGAGACACAAUCUAAGGCCACAGUCCACGGUGGGCAUGGCAGACCUGCUGGCUGCCAGAGAGGACAUUUGCAACGUGGUGAAGACCAGCAGUGGCUCCAGCAGGGAGAAGACCGCGUGCGCCGUCAAUAAGGUUCUGAUGGGGAGAGUACCAGACCGAGGAGGACGUCCCUCUGAGAUAGAAGCUCCGCCUCCUGAGAUGCCGCCAUGGCAGAAACGACAGGACGGAGGAGGAGGGGGGUGGGGAGGACGAGGAGGAAGAGGAGGAGGUCACUGGGGAGGGGGAGGAAAUUGGAAAGAAGGUGGCUGGAACCAAGGAGGACAGAGUCGUCGUGGAGAUUACGGAGGACACGGAGGGAAGAAAGGGCGAUUUCAGUAUUAGCUCUUAUCAGGUUUUUAGCUUUGGUCAUUGACUGUUGAGUUUUUUAGUGUUUUUAUAUGGAAGAAAAUAUUCAUGCGAUCUCAAACUGACACUAGCCACAGUAGGAACUUCCGUCUACACUGCAAAAUCUGCUUCUUUUAUUCUCCUCAGUUUGUUUUGUAAACAGAAAUAUUCCAUUAAUUUAUUUUCUAUCUGAUAAACACAAAUGUUUUCGUGUAACAUUUGCAUUUUCCUCCUGAGUUUAAUUUUUUCAGUUUAAGAUUAGAACUCAAUUUGUUUUAAUUUGAUCUGAUUGUGGUCAUUUGCAAUUGAGCUUUGAUGGUUAACAGGGAAAUGUCUCGAAAAUUGGAAAGUAGUAAAACUCUUGAUGUUUUUAUGUAAA